Molecule: messenger RNA, 4893 nt
Organism: Drosophila navojoa
Lineage: Eukaryota; Metazoa; Arthropoda; Insecta; Diptera; Drosophilidae
Gene: wake
Product: ankyrin repeat and fibronectin type III domain containing protein wide awake
Biological process (GO): signal transduction; regulation of establishment of bipolar cell polarity; establishment of mitotic spindle orientation
Cellular component (GO): spindle
Molecular function (GO): protein binding
Source: RefSeq, a predicted model, not a curated record
AGCAGAUAUAAGCCACGCCAUGGAGGACGUUAGCGGAACUGCUCCAGCACCAAAAAAGAGUACCUUGUCAGUGGAUCGUGCCGCAUUUCUUCUGCUGCGCGUGAAAAAAGCGUUCAAGAAGAAGAGACUGCAACGCAAGGACCGACAGGCACAGCAGAAUAGUAGCGGAUGCAUGGUCUUGGGUAGCAAUGGACAACAGUCACGCAGCGGCAGCCGCAAAUUUCCGCCGCCAUUGUUGCGGUCACGCACCCUGCCCGCCAUCAUUGUACCAGGGCUUCCGGUUGUCUCACUGCACACAGAUAAACAAUCCUUUCACUUGGAUUGUAAAAGCCGCAGUGGCAGCGCGAGUGGUCAUCGUUGGUCUCUGCUCACACGCGGUGCGUGUGGUGGAACUAGUGGAGCUGGUGGUGGCGGUGGUGGUGGGGUUAGCAGCCAUAACAACAACAAUACCAAUUUAAGCAACAACAAUAACAACACGCUAAUGGUGAAGUCAUUGAAUUUACCAAAAGAUGAUUGCAGUCUGAUUUAUCGGCGAAAAUCGUCGGGCAGCUCGCCACACGCUCAUGCCGCACAUGCUGCUAUACAACAGCAUGUAGCACAACAACAUUUGCACCUCUAUCAGCAACAUAUUCCUGAUAGUUCCACUUAUCAGCUAUCCGAUGAUUUUGAAUGUCAUGCGGAUGGAUCGCUUCAGCUUCGGAUACCCUCGCCGCAUUCCGCGGCACCAUUACGCGGCUAUCCGUGUCGCCUGGGUGGAAAAAAACGCACCACAGCAUGCUCAGAGGCAACAACACCUAUGGCUAGGGAGCACCAUCAUCUGCACGACUUUGCCACUGCCGAGAGCAGUGGCUCGGGUGCGCAUACGACCUUCACACGGUUGGCCAAAUUGCUGCAUCAAUCAAGAUCCACUCUAUUGCCACAGCCGCCGAUGUUGCACGACGACAAUUUCGGUAUCGAAGCGGGGCGAGAGAUACAACAGACGAACAGCAAAUGUGUUUUAGGCCUCGGCGAGGAUGCACCGCGUCGUUUGUCGUGGGAAAGGCGUAAGGACAGCAGUGCGUUGCAGCGCUCGGCCAGCAUUGAUUCGUUUGCGGAAAUUGUGUUUAGCGACCUGCCGCGGCCCUCCCUGGAUGUACCACGCAGUGUGGUCGCCACGCCAACACCCUUUAGUAAGCGCCCAUCGGCAAGCAGCCUGUAUUCAACAUGCAGUAGCAUUGCGGCAGCUACGGCCGCCUCCGCACAGGUGCAUGCUCAGCUGAAUGUUAAUUAUGGCGACCUAACAGCAUAUUCGCAUCAGCAUCAAAUUGCACAGCAUCCAGGUAACUACAGCAGCGGUAGCAGCAGCACCGCCAAUAGCCGACGCGAGAGCAUGUUGAGUCCUUCCUCAACGCGACGCAACAAGCAAACCCGUAUUAUAAAUGCUCUCUUCUCAGCGGUGGAGCAUGGACAUUUGGAGAAAGCACGAACCAUACUCGAAUCCACCGAAGUAGAUGUCAAUAGCACCAAUAUAGAUGGCCUCUCAGCACUCGAUGUGGCCGUUCUAAGCAACAAUCGCUCCAUGACCAAGAUGUUGCUGCAGCAUGGCGCUCUAGAUGGCUCACAAUUUUCCGGGGAUAGCAUUGGCACCAAGCUGAACGGUCUGCUCAAAGACGCGGAGUCUCGUAUUCAUGAUCUCAGUGGACCAGAAGGUCUUUGUACAUCCGUCUUCAGCUCGCGCCCUUCAAUAUCUAGCAUUAUAAUUGGCAAUACGGGCUCCUCAGUGACCGGAUGUACGGGCAACGAGGUGGACAAGCAGAUUGGCAUUUGGGAACGUAAAGUCAAGGGACUUCGUCGCUUGCUGCUAGGCUGGGACCAGGCCCGACCACCAGAUGCUCCUGCCUCGUUUGUUGUCGAUGUUACCGGUGACAAUUCCAUCAGUUUGCAAAUACUCGAGCCUUUCGAGGGCGCCAUCGCUACCAAAUUUAAAGUUCAAUGGUCAACACGUGCCGACUUUGGUAACAUUGUUGGCGAGCGUGAACUUCUCGAGUGGAUUAGCUUUCACGGCACCAUGGGCGCUCACUACCGCAUAACAGGACUCACCCAAGGACGUCGCUACUUUUUACGCGGUGCCUGCGGUAAUGUCAAGGGUUGGGGAAAUUACCGCAAUUCGGUACCUGCAAGCGUUGUGCCGUCAACAUGGCGUGACCUAGAAAAUCGGGAGGAUCGAUUUUAUGGACGUCAAUACAUGCUAGACAAUCUGUUUACGGCUGUGCGUUUGGCUCGGCCCGCAGAUGUGUCUGAGCUUACCCUGGAUCCCAGCAACGUGCAGCGACGCAAUCCCAAAAAGAAGACUACCAUUAAGCAACUAUUCUCUGUCACCUCUAAGUUUCAAAAGACGCUGCGACGUGGCAUCUACUUCUCGUGCAUUGUUCAUUGUGAUGACAAGGUGCUAGUCACCAGCGAGGAUUUUCCGCCUGUUAUCGAAAUCGAUGAGUCUUAUCCGAGUGCCCUACACAUGGACUACUACUGGCUAAUGAAGGUGGCGUGCACAUGGGAGGAUGUGAAGUCCCUUCGUACAGACAUGGAACGCAAUCUCAGCUCACCCGUGCACUUUCGCACCAAGCUGCUGUCAGCCGUUUGCCAGAUGCAAUCUGCGCUAGGAAUUACGGAUCUCGGCCAAUUGUAUUAUAAACCCCUUCGAGACACGCAAGGCACAGUGGUGCUCACCUGCAUACAGUCGGUGAAGAGUCAGAAGGCUGUAUCUAUAAUAAAUUCACGCUGGCUACCCGUUAGCAAAUUGCAAAAAAAAUUAGGCGCUUUACACGAGGAUUACACCAUUAAUGAGCUGCUUAUAUCAAGCAUUGGGGAUCAGAUAGAUUAUCAACAGACAGCGAUGCAACGACUUGAUCCAGGCCUCUAUUUGGGCUAUUUGAAGAUGCAAUGCUCAAUGGAUCAAAUUCAGGUAGUUGUGCCUGUGAAGACGCCUAAUGUGCUGCCCCAUUGCAAAGUUCGCGAGAACAGCCAUGUUACCGCCGAGGAGUGGCAGGUACUGCAUCGCAUUAAAGAUAGUAAAUCAGUGCGACUACCUCUGGACUUCAGUACACCUAGCGAUGGGAAUGGCAAUGGCAAUGGCCAAGCCAACGAGGUGCAAUGCCUUUUCCUACACGAUCUCAGUACAGCAAUGCAUAAGCUGCUGGAAGGUAUGAGCAUUAAGCCAACGGAAGCUGCGACACAUCGCCUCUACGAUGUGGAAAUAAUUGAGCUUAGUCACGACAUUAGCUUUCUUAUUGUCUGCCCCUCGGCGGAGGCAUCUUGCGCCGUACCCGGCCAGUCGGAGCUUCUCUUACAGCGCAAUGAAUUCGUCAGCCUGAGCAUCCAGGCCUUCGAGAUGAUCCAUCUUCGUACCUACCAGCCGGCCAUAGUGCAAAAAUAUGCGCGACUCUCCUGCAUCCUGGAGUUGGAUACUGCCUUGGCCACCCAUUCGCAUCGCGAGGCCUUUUCUAGCAGCGAGUUGCAGGCGGCCAAGGAGCGACUAGCAACACUGCAGGAUCUCAGCUCAAACCUCUCUCUCGUAUGGAAAAGCGUGCGCUGGCUAAUGGAUGUCGUUGCAUAUGCUCGAAAUAAGCACGCUCAACCAGCGUUAGCUAUGCGUGAAAUACUGAGCUUUGUCGAGGAGCAGGAUAAGCAAUUGUUGCAACUACCGCUUCGCGACUCCAGAUUCAGCAAGACAGGUCGCGGCAGCUGGCCAGGUCCAGGUGUUAAUGAGGAUAAUGACAAGCCAAACAGCAACCCAGAGCAUUCUAAGUCCGAAACGAAUCUGGGGCAGAGCGAACUGACACCCAGCUCCGCACAGGCUACAUCCCUUAAGGUAGCUGACAAGCCGCCAUCAAAUGAUCAGCACCAACAACAACAGUCCCAGUUACUCCAGGUGGGAGUCAGUGAAUAUACUGCUUCAACCUGUUCAGAUGUUUCGCUACGUAAGAACAGCGGUGACUCUGUGAGCUCCGCGUAUACGGCACGCAGCUCCACCUCCGAAGGCAGUAAUUGUGUGUUCGCUUUGCCCCCUUCGCGAUCCGAUGAUACGCUAGCGGAUGCACUUCGUCAUUCACAAGCAGCUGCAGCGGCACAACGUAAGCGCACCAGCUCCCACAUUGGACCCCUUCCCACACCUCUCAUCACCGUGCACUGCUCCAGUUCAGUGCCUUAUCUAGCCGGCAGUAUCUCUGCUUUUUCUGGAGAUUUGGAACACAAGGCGCUGAAGCCAUCAGCCGCGGAGUACAGGCUGAAGGCUGCAUCCAGUGCCAAUUUGCGUGAAGGUGCACUCUAUUUGAAGAGCUCUCUGUCUGCCCUUCAGCCAGAUUUAAAGCCUCUAAGCAGCAAUGAAUUAAAUUCCAUGGCUCCAAGCACCUCGAAAGUAUCCUCAACCAAAAGUCUGGCACAGCAAAGCAGCGAGGAGGACACCGCCAGCUGUUCCAGCUUAAAUACCGAACAAGCGAUCGGUACUACAGGUGCGGGCAUCAUUCAGGUGUAUACCGCCUACAACACAGGAUUGGCCAGCGGAACAAGCCUCAAGCUUCAUGUGACGCCGAAGACAACAGCUAGGGAGGUGAUCAAUUUGGUUGUCAAGCAGCUUAACAUGGCCGCUGUGCUAAAGGGAAGUAAAGGUCCCAUUUAUAGUACCGAUAUGCUCGAUAACUUCUGCCUUGUCGCAGUUAUUGGCGCUCGAGAGCGAUGCCUUCGAGAUGACUUUAAGCCUCUUCAGCUGCAGAGUCCGUGGAAGAAGGGUCGCUUAUAUGUGAGACAAAAGCAUGAGCUACUCGCAGCCAUUGAGCAUUCCAAUCGUAAAUCCCAUUUGAUUUAAGAUCUAAAAGAGCAGCCAUAGAAGUCGUAACUGCCCACCAAGAGUGUAAGCUU